GGGGAGCAGAAAUCACCAGGAAUCAUACCCUUGGCAGUGAAGGAUGUGUUUGGAAUUAUACAAGAGACACCUGGACGGGAGUUCCUCCUCCGAGUAUCCUAUUUGGAAAUCUACAACGAGGUCAUUAACGAUUUGCUUGAUCCCACAGGGCAGAAUCUAAGAAUACGAGAGGACUCUCAGGUACUUGUGAAUCUGUAUGGUGAUUUAGAUGUCAUGCCUGCAUAUCCAUUAUUGGCCUUUGAUAAGUCAAGAUCAUUUGUGUUGCAUUUU
Molecule: messenger RNA, 270 nt
Organism: Olea europaea var. sylvestris
Lineage: Eukaryota; Viridiplantae; Streptophyta; Magnoliopsida; Lamiales; Oleaceae
Product: kinesin-like protein KIN-7C, mitochondrial
Exons: 3
Biological process (GO): microtubule-based movement
Molecular function (GO): microtubule binding; ATP binding; microtubule motor activity
Source: RefSeq, a predicted model, not a curated record